AUGGGGAAUAGUCAAAAUCCAAAAGGAGUGUUUGCAUUUGGACUUUUUGCCACUGACAUAUUUGUAAAUGCUGGCCAGGUUGUGACUGGGAACUUGGCUCCCUACUUCCUGACUGUAUGUAAACCCAACUACACUGGAAAUGACUGUCGGGCCCAUCACCAGUUCAUAAACAAUGGCAACAUCUGCACUGGGGAUGUGGAGGUGAUUGAAAAGGCAAGGAGAUCCUUUCCAUCCAAACACGCUGCUUUGAGCAUUUACUCAGCUUUAUAUGCCACGAUGUACAUCACAAGCACAAUAAAAACAAAGAGUAGCAGGUUAGCCAAACCUGUGCUGUGUCUGGGUACCCUGUGUGCUGCGUUCCUCACCGGCCUAAAUCGAGUUUCUGAGUAUCGAAACCACUGUUCAGACGUGAUCGCAGGCUUCAUCUUGGGGAGUGCUGUAGCCUUGUUUCUGGGAAUAUGUGUUGUCCAUAACUUUAAAGGCACUCAUGGAGCUCCUUCUAAACCGAAGCCUGAAGACCCACGAGGAAUGCCACUAAUGGCCUUUCCAAGAGUGGAAAGUCCUCUGGAAACAUUGAGUGCACAGAAUCACUCUGCUUCUAUGACUGAAGUAACCUGAGAUGGAAGACUGGCAACAGAAGCUAUUUUUUAUUACCCUCCAGUACAACUCUCCAAGACACACAGUUACUAAAUGUCUAACUGUGAUGACCAGUAUUAUGUUAUGUCUAGUUAGAGGCUAAUGUUUUGUACUUUUUCUGUAUGAGGAAGUGAUGUAGCUUGCCCUGACUUUUUGUUAGCUUUAAUAUUAUUAUGCCAGAAUUUAAAAGCAGAA
Pterocles gutturalis (yellow-throated sandgrouse) is the source of this 831-nucleotide messenger RNA. RefSeq names its product lipid phosphate phosphatase-related protein type 1 (gene PLPPR1). The transcript has 5 exons. The record is from RefSeq and is a predicted model, not a curated record. The coding region runs from base 1 to 618 and encodes 205 amino acids. Gene Ontology annotation, biological process: phospholipid dephosphorylation; phospholipid metabolic process; signal transduction. Gene Ontology annotation, molecular function: phosphatidate phosphatase activity. NCBI's taxonomy places the organism in Eukaryota, Metazoa, Chordata, Aves, Pterocliformes, Pteroclidae.